Perca fluviatilis (European perch) is the source of this 2635-nucleotide messenger RNA. It is a transcript of the gene dda1, whose product is annotated as DET1 and DDB1 associated 1. Gene Ontology annotation, cellular component: Cul4-RING E3 ubiquitin ligase complex. The transcript is spliced from 5 exons. Bases 352 to 660 code for a protein of 102 amino acids. The record is from RefSeq and is a predicted model, not a curated record. Gene Ontology annotation, biological process: positive regulation of proteasomal ubiquitin-dependent protein catabolic process. Lineage: Eukaryota; Metazoa; Chordata; Actinopteri; Perciformes; Percidae.
AGGGCUAGACCAAUGGCCGCUCUCAGGGCGUGGCCAAUGAAGCAUCGCUAACAUCCAGCCAUCAUGCUAGCUGAAGUAGUCCUGUGCAACUAGCUUUGCUAACUCAUGCAAUGACAUACUGGGUUAUGUUCUCUAUGUGUAGUAUCAUUUUUUCAUGGACACUGGGAUCUAAACAACAACGUGUGUGUGAAGGCUAUUGUUUUCUUUGUCAAGAGGACCCGAUAGGACAGCUGUCUCGGUUAGCUAGCCUGUAAGCUAGCGCGGCUAACAUACUCACAUUGCCUGCCAUCACGGUCAGCACAACAGACACCAAGCCAAGUCCACAAGUCGGCGUUGGAUAUUUCUACCAUCAUGGAGAAGGCUGAUUUCUUGAAAGGACUUCCCGUCUACAAUAAGAGCAACUUCAGCAGGUUUCAUGCAGACUCCGUUUGUAAAGCAUCUAAUCGGAGGCCCUCUGUGUACCUUCCAACACGAGAAUACCCCUCUGAACAGAUUAUUGUAACAGAGAAAACCAACAUUCUCCUGCGUUACCUCCAUCAGCAGUGGGACAAAAAGAAUGCAGCAAAGAAAAGGGAACAGGAACAAGGUGAGGGGGACAGUCCGGCACCCCCAAGGAAGAUUGCAAGGACAGAUAGCCAAGAGAUGAAUGAGGACUCAUAAGUGUGUGUUUGUGUGUGUGUGUGUGUGUGUGUGUGUGUGUGUGUGUGUGUGUGUGUGUGUGUGUGUGUGUGUGUGUGUGUGUGUGUGUGUGUGUGUGUGUGUGUGUGUGGGACUGUGUGUGACUGUGUGUGACUGUGUGUGACUGUGUGUGUGACUGUGUGUGACUGUGUGUGCACAGUAUAGCCAGUAUAAACUAACAAAAACAAAGGAUAAUCCCACCUGAAUAAAUACUUCUGGCCAUUCUGCACUAUGGCAGGAUUCCUUUCCUGGCAUCACCAAUAGAUGAAAUAUGUGGAAGUAGGGAAAUACCUGUCAACAAAGCAGCCAUCUAUUGUGUAAAAAUUGUGUGCGUUAAAAUGAUGUAACCAGAAAAGAUUUGAAAACCACUGUUGGUUUAUGCUGGGUACUCUCUGUGUAAUAGUACAUGUGUUUAUGAUUGUAUGCAUGCUAAGCUGUGAGUGUGUUGUACUGUAUGCUUGAGGUGAAUGAAUAGUUGAGAAAGUGUCAGAGUUGAUGUAAGUUUAGAGAGGGACUUGACAGAUAAAGUCAGACACUACCCUUGAAAUCAGUCUCAUAACUGGUACAUGACUUGUGUAGCCUGUCACUUGGAGAGUCUGUCCUGAUUUGUGCAAAGAUAACUUUUUGUUACUGUUUUAAUUUUAUUAUAACUGUUAUUGUUUAUGUAUGGCAAUGAGCUUCCUGCCAGCCACAGUGCCCACCCUCUCAGUUUCACUGCCCACUCUGCAACCACAUGGGGGCAUUGCGACAUUUCUCCACACUGAACUAAGACUGCACUGUGAAGAACCGCACAAAGUAGAAGCAACUCUUCCAGAAUCCCCCGUAGAUGUGUGUUUAUGGUGAAUAUGCAUACCUUCAUUAUAUUCUGGGACUUGUUCUUGUAGGAUAAAUGUCGUGGUGGUGUUUCUGAGAAAUAUUUUUUACAUCUAGCACCACCUUCUGGCUAAACGAGGCUAGUGAGAGUGGGAUUUUCUGUGAGUUUUCGCUGCUCUUUCAUCAAAGGACAUAAAAGAAAAAUAAGGAAAAAGUUGAACUUGCAUACAUAGUUGUAAAUUGUAAAUUUUUAGUUGCACAACAAUGUAACAGCACAGAUAGCGAAGAAAAAUAUGUAAAGGAAUGUCUGGAAAAGGAAAAGAAAAGAAUGUUAUGAUGUGUGUAAAUAAUUGCCAGUACCAGAAUUAGUUUAUCCAAUGUUUGUGUCUGCCUUUUUGUAAAAUAAUUCAUGCCCAUGGAUACGAUAGAAAAAGGACCUUUGUGAAAGUGAAGGAAAGAGCCGCAGUGCUCGGUGGAUGUUACCUUGCCUUGCAUGUUGAUGUUUUCACGGCUGGGUAUUCUACUUCUGGACCAGUAAUAAAACUUAAGGGGUGUUGGGGCUGUGGUGUUAUCUUGUGUGACUGUGGAAGGUAUUAGCCUAGAGGCCUUACAAUCUGUCAUCAUGGUUUGGACCCUUUAGCUCCCCCAGCUCAGGGCUUGGGAUAGCUGUACUGUUCGCCCUGUCUUUGUGACAGCCCUAGAGGGUUUUUGUCCGAGAGCUGGCUUAGAUGAACACGGGGUUUAAAGGGACGUUUUAUUUUCAGCCAUAGCAUGCACAGCAAAGUGCAGUCGCCAUCCUGCCUUGUUCCUGAGCUUCAGUUUGUAUUGGUGUCAUAUACUGUACAACACUGAAUUAAGCUUUUUUUUUUAACUAUUAAAUAUCACUGCCCAGCAGAGUCACAUCGAAGCCUCCUGUCCUUCCUGUCCUUUUUUCGGUCGAUGCUGCAAUGUGGUUUGAGAGUGAGGUCAGUCAUCUUCCUACCUACAGUGUAAAUACUGUCUGUUACUUAAGCGUAAAACCACAGUAUGCUUCUGCUCGGAUAGACUAUUCUGCAACACCCUAAGCCUUGCCCCACUUCAUGUGUGUUAGAUCAUCAGAUAUGUUCUUUUUAGCUUUGCUGAAAUAAAACCGCAUUGAAACUGG